CCACAGGGCGACAAACUGCCCUCCAUUUUCAUGGGUGUAGCUACAGAUCGAAUUGACGUCGUCUCUGUAAAGCAACCCAAUAUUGUUAAUGGCUUGUGGAUUCACGUGGUUCGAUUUUCAAUCCAAUAUCUCCAUCCACCUUUUCCUUAUAUAGGAGAGCAAUAAUCGCACCCCCAUACCCCAACAAUAAUCAACUCUAAGCGACAAGAUCCAUGGCCGGCGGCGACCGAAAGAUGCACAUAGUGGUGUUCCCAUGGCUGGCCUUCGGCCACAUGAUUCCGUUCAUGGAGCUUGCCAAGUUCAUGGCCAAGAAGGGCCACAAAGUUUCCUUCGUUUCCACCACUAGGAACAUCGAGCGACUGCCCAAGCUGCCCCCGGAGUUCGAAUCCCUUAUAGAUCUCGUCAAGCUCACGCUGCCGCCCGUUGAGGGACUCCAGCCGAACGCCGAGGCCACCACUGAUGUCGGAUUCGAUGAGGUACACUUCCUCAAGGCGGCGUUCGACAAGCUGGAGCCCGAGUUCACUCGUUUCAUCGAGUCGUCUCCUCCCGAUUGGAUCAUCCACGACUACGCCCAUUGGUGGGUGGCUCCGGCGGCUCGCAAGGUCGGAAGCUUAUGUAUCUUCUUCUCCAUCAUGUCCGGCUGGUUCACGGCCCUCGCCGGACCGCCCAAGAAGUUGCUCGAUCCUUCCGGGCCCCCGCCGCCGCCGCCGGAGGGGCGCCAGCCGGAUUUCAUCCCGUUCCCUACCGACGUGACUUUCCGGCCGUACCAGCUCCGGCGGAUGAUGAAACUCGCAGGGACAGCCAACGCGUCCGGAGUCACCGACUUCUACCGUCACGGAUCGUCGGUGACCGGCAGCGAAGCCUUCGCGCUCCGGUACUGCAGAGAGUUCGAGGGCCAGUGGCUGCCCGUCCUCGAAAAGCUCAACGAGAUACCGUCUAUUCCCGUCGGCAUAAUGCCGGCGGUGGUGCCGGAAGAUUCCCCGACGGAGCCGCCGAAUCCACAGUGGGUAUCGAUCAAAGACUGGCUCGAGAAGCAAAGCCCCGAGUCUGCAGUCUACGUUGCUCUGGGAAGCGAGGUGUCGUUGACUCAGGAAGAACUCACUGAGUUGGCUCACGGGUUGGAGCUCUCCGGCAUGCCCUUCUUCUGGGCGCUGAAGAAGUCCAAGUCCGUGCAGCUACCGGACGGAUUCGAAGAACGGAUCGGAGAUCGUGGCAUCGUGUGGAGCGGCUGGGCGCCUCAGGUUCGGAUAUUAGCUCACCCAUCGGUGGGCGGCUUCUUGACUCACUGUGGAUGGAGCUCGACCAUAGAAGGAAUCCAAUUCGGGCGGCCAUUGAUUAUGCUGCCUUUCAUGGUGGACCAAGGACCCAACGCCUUGCUGCUGGCCGGGCGGCAGCUUGGGCUGGAAAUACCGCGAGACGAAACAGACGGGUCGUACACGAGAAACGACGUGGCCGAGACGAUCAAGGCAGUCGUGACCGGGAAGAUCUACAGGGAGAAAAUAAAGGAGCAGAGCGUCGUAUUCAGCGACAAAGCCCUUCACGAUCGGUACUUGGAGGAAUUUCUUGAGUUUCUUGAAAAUCACAGAAAGAGCAAGGCGAAGGCGGUGAAGAAGGCAGAGUAGCAGCAGCUGCCAUCCCCAUCUCCAUCGGUUUUCGUUUUUUAUUUUCAAUUUUGCUGGAUUGAUCGUUUUUUGUUAUUAUUUUUAAUUUCAAUAAAUCUGGUUUUGCUGGAA
Messenger RNA from Diospyros lotus (date-plum), 1733 nucleotides. RefSeq names its product putative UDP-rhamnose:rhamnosyltransferase 1. The transcript has a single exon. The record is from RefSeq and is a predicted model, not a curated record. The coding region runs from base 213 to 1622 and encodes 469 amino acids. NCBI's taxonomy places the organism in Eukaryota, Viridiplantae, Streptophyta, Magnoliopsida, Ericales, Ebenaceae. Gene Ontology annotation, molecular function: UDP-glycosyltransferase activity.